Stegostoma tigrinum is the source of this 6478-nucleotide messenger RNA. It is a transcript of the gene slc44a4, whose product is annotated as solute carrier family 44 member 4. Gene Ontology annotation, cellular component: plasma membrane. The transcript has 22 exons. Gene Ontology annotation, biological process: thiamine pyrophosphate transmembrane transport; choline transport. Gene Ontology annotation, molecular function: thiamine pyrophosphate transmembrane transporter activity. NCBI's taxonomy places the organism in Eukaryota, Metazoa, Chordata, Chondrichthyes, Orectolobiformes, Stegostomatidae. The record is from RefSeq and is a predicted model, not a curated record. Bases 87 to 2243 code for a protein of 718 amino acids.
GUUGCGUCUCUGUCGUGCUGUGUUUUUGGAGAGGAAGCAAGAGGGCUAAGGAGCGGUACUGAGCAACCUCCGGCAGCUGGAGCAGGAUGGGCAAGAAAAAGAAGGAAGAGAGCACCUCCGAGCCCUACGGGGAACCAGCCAAAUAUGAUCCGACUUUCAAGGGCCCAAUCAAAAACAGGAGUUGCACCGACAUCCUCUGCUGUGUGCUGUUUAUGGCCUUCAUUGUGGGUUACAUGAUCGUGGGGAUCUUGGCCUGGUUAUAUGGUGAUCCACGUGAAGUGAUCUAUCCCAGGAACUCCACUGGCAUGUACUGUGGCGUUGGGAGUAAUGAGGGUAAACCUUAUGCCUUCUACUUCGACAUCCUGAAAUGUGCCUCUCCGACAGGCAUCCUGGCCUCUGCCCUGAAUGGCCUUCAGUGUCCAACAACUCAGAUCUGUGUUUCACAGUGUCCCAGUAAUUUCUGGAUUCCAGCAACGUCAUUUGUACCUGGAAUUUCACCUUCAAAUGUCUUCAAUCAGAAAUACUGCAACCCUUCCAUUGACCUGUCGACCACCACACUGACACCACAAGAUAUUUUGUUGAAAGAACUGUGUCCGAAAUACACUAUUCCAAGCACACCUUUCCUCGGUCGGUGCGUGCCAAAGAUAGGUGAUGCAUUCCCUGCGAACUUUACCCUUAAUGAUGCUGGCACUGCCAAUGAGACAGCUGAACAGGUGAAAAAUGCUGUUGGGGAUCUACUGGGUAGCUUCAAUGCCAGGGAGGUAGGGAUGAGGAUUUUUGAAGAUUUUACCAAGUCCUGGUACUGGAUAUUAAUUGGCCUGGUAAUCGCUAUGAUUCUGAGUCUGCUGUUCCUGGUACUCCUGAGGUUCCUUGCGGGAAUUCUGGUCUGGGUCAUGAUCAUUGCUCUGGUUGCUGUCAUUGCUUAUGGAAUUUGGCACAGCUACUGGGAAUAUGACAACCUCAAAAAACAAGGAGCUACCAUCACGACUAUUGGAUUCACCACGGAUCUCCGGGUCUACGGACAAGUCAAGGAGACCUGGCUGGCUGUCUUGAUCAUCCUGGCCGUCCUGGAGGUUAUCAUCCUGCUGCUCCUGAUUUUCCUGCGGAAGAGAAUCCUUAUUGCGAUUGCACUCAUCAAAGAAGCCAGCAAGGCAAUCGGUCACAUCAUGUCAUCACUUCUCUAUCCCUUAAUCACCUUUGUACUAUUGGUGAUUUGUGUGGCUUACUGGGGAAUGACCGCUCUAUAUCUUGCCACUUCAGGGGAGCCACUGUAUCGGGUGGUGAAUUUGGGCCCAUCGAAUCCCAGCUGCAAUGCCAUCCUUGGCAAUGAAACCUGUGACCCCUUAUCCUUCAAUGCUUCCAGCUACAACUGUGAGGGUGUAAAAUGUGCCUUCUACAAGUACAACGACGAGGGAAUCUUGCAGAGGAACCUCUUCAAUCUCCAGAUUUACAACAUCGUCGGCUUCUUAUGGUGCAUGAAUUUUGUCAUCGCGCUGGGCCAGUGCACCCUGGCAGGUGCCUUUGCUUCCUAUUACUGGGCCUUCAAAAAACCAGCAGAUAUUCCAUAUUUUGCAGUGUCUGGUUCCUUCAUUCGCGCCCUCAGGUAUCACACUGGAUCUCUGGCCUUUGGAGCAUUGAUCCUAACCAUUGUUCAGUUCAUAAGAAUCAUCCUGGAAUACUUGGAUCACAAGCUGAAAAAUUAUCAUAAUCCCUUUACCAAAUUCCUGCUGUGUUGUCUUAAGUGUUGCUUCUGGUGCCUAGAGAAAUUUAUCAAGUUCAUAAAUCGUAAUGCCUACAUCAUGAUUGCUGUCUAUGGUAAGAAUUUCUGUGUGUCAGCCAAGAAUGCAUUCAAGCUGUUGAUGAGGAAUGUGGUCAGGGUGGUGGUGCUGGACAAAAUCACAGACCUGCUGCUGCUUUUCGGGAAGCUCCUUGUUGUUGGUGGUGUGGGUGUUUUGGCAUUUUUCUUCUUCACUGGAAGGAUAAAAAUUCCUGAUCCGACAUUCCAGGCUCCUACCCUGAAUUAUUAUUGGCUGCCAAUACUGACUGCGGUGGUCGGGUCCUAUAUGAUAGCCCAUGGGUUCUUCAGUGUUUACAACAUGUGCGUCGACACACUGUUCCUCUGCUUCUUGGAGGAUCUCGAGAGGAACGACGGCUCAGCAGAAAAGCCUUAUUACAUGCCCUCUUCUCUGAUGAAAAUUCUCAAUAAGAAAAACAAACCUGUCAAGUCCAAGGAGAAGAAAUAAUCUCCCAGCUGCUUGCAAUUUCAGAUGUUGUAAGACUGAACGCCAUUCGUUGCAUUUCUGAGGGGAAGAGAGCUGACUUGGGAUGGGUUUGGGGGUUGGUGUGGUGGGGAGGGUUAGCCGAAAUACAGCAUCAAAACUACCCAGUAGAAUCCCUUUUCUGGAACGUCCCCUCCCAACAAAACUGGGUGUGGAUCAACGGCCCACUCCUAGAGUACAUCAGAAAUAUGAGGCCUGCUUCCCACUUCUGCUGUGAUCUUCCCAUCGUGGCGACUGCCUCUUCCCUUGUUCCCUUACCAGUUCUGAGGGAUUCUACUGAUACACUAUGGCACCUUAUUAACCAUGUCCAGGAUUGGCUGAGUGAUGCCUUCCAGGGCCCAUCAGCUGCUCAAAGUAGUACUUUGAUUUUAUUUAACAAUAGUUGACCCAGCAAUAUUGUUGAUUUCAGUCUUCCGUGGCCUUAAUCCAGGGGGAAUUAGAUGUGUUGCUGUUACUAUUUACCACUUGUGCCUUUUGAAAAAGUGACUUUUUUCCCCUGAAGAAAAUGACCUAAUUAAAUGCACUUUUGCUCUCGCUCUCGCUCUCUCGCACGCUCUCCCCUCAUUUCCUCGCAUUCUCUGCUCUUUUUUCCCCCCAGUAGAAAAAUAUUCUAAUUGUUUCUUGUGGCCUAAACAAAUAAUUUACCCACAUGUACCUACCUCCAUUAUGGAAAGGUUUUCUCUUGUUAUAAAAUCAAACCAAGCCCUCCGAUUAUGGAUGGGCUCACAGCAGCCAGAACCAGGCAGGAAGUCCUUGAUGUGUGGCCCUGAGAGAGCACCAGUGUGAAAUUUAACUUCCUCCUAUAUGCCAUCUUUUUCUUUAAUGUGCAUUUUCACUUCCUUCCUCCCUCUUUGCCUAUCUCUUACCUUCCAUACCUCCCCCUCUCCAAUUUCCUCCCUUCCCCUUACCCUUUUUGAGCACCUACUUGCUCUGUCUCUCUUCUUUGUCUUGACUUCUCCUUGCCCCUCUCCUUCUGUGUCUUUGGCCUUCCCCCUCUUGUUCCAGUAUCCCCAGAUAUGAUGUGUAGGGGCUGUUUUAUGCCCUAGUCCUUUAAAUGGUGUGUACAAUUGAGCCAAGUUGGGGCUAGCAGAGAAACAUAAAAUAAAGACAGGCCCAUGACAAGAAUGGAUCAGACCCCUGUGUACUGAUGACUGUCACCAGAACUGUUCUGUACAACGUCUUCAUUGAAACCACCGCAUUACGUGUGGUUCCACUGGGAUUGACAUAGGGACAAGGGUGAGGCUGGGUCUGGGGCGGGAAGGAGAGGGAUUAGUGUGCAGUGUAGGGGGCCACUGUAGCUGGAUCUGAUCUGCAGCUCGGUGAAUGCCAAGCCUUUUCCAGUCUCUGCUUUCAUUAACCCUCUGCAUGCUGGUGAGUUUGAGGGAAAGUGAUGUCAAGUAGCAUCUCAGUACUGCAGCUAUUGGCUUUGUUUCUUGGUUCAGAUCAAUCAUAUUCUGGAGGGUAGAGGAGUUUGGGUCUGACAGUGAGUCCAUUAUUGUGGAACUGCCUGGUUCUAUUCUGGUGGAAGAAGUGAGGUAUUCUGUGCAGCAUACGGAACAGCUAUAGCUGGAGUUUGGUGACCAGCAACAAAAAGGAAAUGAUUUUUGACUUCUGCAGUCUGAUCUUGGUGAAUGUACGUGGGUGGGGUUGGCAAGAUCAGUCAGCUGUUAAUUGAGCAUCUGCAGUACUUUGACCCCCCCCCCCUCCCCCCCACUCCCAAUCUACCCCACUCAACCACACAAUCUUGAACUCUAAUAACAUUCACUGGAUAUCAAAUCCUUUUGCUUCUACCGCCUUUUCAGGGGAGGGUGGGACAGCUGUGUUCUUUCAACAUAACCUUCCACCUUUCAAAGGAUGGAACAAAAUUUCUGAAUGUAUUCUAAAAGCCAAACAAAAUCCAGCUGAAAGGUUAAAGUUGGUCUUGGGGUCCAUCAACAGUUCGACUCACUGGCUGACUGCUUCAGAUGUCUCCCAUCUGAGAAUUUUUUUUUCAUGCACCGGGAGAAAACUGUAUCCUUCUGACUUUAUUUUUAUUCUUUUGUCUGUCUCUCUGUUGAGAUGCUCAUCUGCCAGUGAGGAGGGGGCUCCCUCAUUCCCUGUUGUUGAGACCAUUUGGUUAAGACCCCGUACUGCUGACUACUGUUCACAGCCCUGGUGUCACCAGCUUUACUGCCCAGCACUAGUGGUUUAGUUUCACUGACUUUUCAUACAUCACUGAAGGAUCCAUUAUUUCCCUCUCUCCCCAUGUACCCUUCUCUCCCUCCCCAUCUCCAGAACGGUAUGCCGAAGUCAUCCUUCAGGGUGAAAACUUUUCUUUUAAACGUAACUUCUCCAGCUUAAAACAUUUUGUUCAAAUUCUUGCUCAUCCCUCAAAUCUCCUUCUAUGUGAUGUUAAUGGUGUGGAGCUGGUUUGUACCAGUAUUAAUAUCAAUCUUGGCAUUUUCCUGGGCUGUGAUUUUACUGCUGGGUUUAAACAUGCUUUACACACAAUUCUGGUGAAUUCCUGAUUGGCAUGAAAUCCAACUUUUAAAAAAAAAUUAAAUGUUUAAUUUGAAACAACAGGACCUUCAUUGUAACCUUGUUGGUUAACUCAGCUGCUGGACAUCUAGUUUGUAAUGCAGGGUGACACCAACGGCACAGGAUCAAUUCCUGCACCAGAUAAGGUUGCACUGAAGGCCCCACCUCUUCAACGUUGGCCCUCACUUGAGAUGCGGUGACCCUUGGGUUACACCACUGUCGUCACCCCUCUUUAAUGAGGGACCAGCUCUCUGCCCCUACAGUGACUUUACCUUUACUAGCUCCGAGCUGAGUGACUUCCAAUUGAGUGAGAAUUUCGGGGUGGGAUUGGGAAAUGGGGAUGUGAAUGCAGGGAAGGUGGGUGUUGGUUAGGAUUUUCCCUAGGAGAACACUUACAACACGCCAUAUUUGCUGCAAAAGUGAAAAAAGAUUGGGAAGAUUCUCUACAUUUGAAGACCUCAUGAUCAAUCCGAUUUCUGUACUGUUUCUCUCUGUCUCUCAGUUUCUAGUAUCCAACUGCGAUUGCACUUUGAGAUUAUUUAUUUAGGCAGCCAGUGAUUGAACAAGGGCGAACAGCUUCUUCUCUCCGAGCCUCAUUUUGUGUUGGGGGCAUGGGGGUGGGGCGUGCAGAAAUGAAUUGGCACUCUGACACUUCAACCUGUUCACUGAGGAGGCUGAUGAUAGCGGCAGGGCCUGACGUCUGCAUGAAGCCACUCCUUGGAGCAUACUGCUGGAUGUAUCCACACUGUGAACACAACCUGUAUCUGUCUGCAUUGUUUUUAACAUGUGCCUUGGAGAUGAUGGGGUCAGGGAGUGGGUGCGUGGUGUAGUGGAAUUGGUUUUCUCUUGCUAUCUGAGCCAAAUUGAGGUGACCCAGUCUGGACCUCAGUUAGUGCAUCUAGCAGUUUGGAUUAAAUUUGCAUUUGGGUUGAUUUAUAAUUUUUAUUUUCCAUUGUGUAUUUUAAGAUGUGCCUUGCACAUCUCCCUGCUUGAUGAGCUGAGGAUAGUUUGCUUCUGUACAAAAUAAUUUGGAAUGACACCAAGCCAAACACGAGCCUGGUGGAAAAUCCUUCCAGAUUUUAACUUAUGAUCAUGUGUGGACUGAGAGUUGACUGAGUGCAAGAGUGGGAUUGGUGCAGUAUAUCGUACUGCACCUCAAUGCUCAGCCUGACACAUCUUUUACAUUGAAGUCACUGCCAGUGAUUUUUAUACCAUACUAAUUGCUUCCAAGGAUGAACAACGUGAAUUUUAUAUCAAAGAUUAACAUUAUUAAUCGGCGUGCAUUGGCCAUGAGUGUGUCAUAUGAAUGCUGAUGCUGGCAUCCAAGCUAAACUGUUGGAAUAGUCAUGUUUCUUUUUAAAGUUUUAAUAACUCAGUACUUUUUGAUCCACCUCCACCCCAUGAUAAGUGAUCAGCCACUCAUUUUACAGUAACCUCAGAUUCUGUAACCUGAUAAUUUAAUCUAAAUGGCACUUUUUCUGAAUGAGAAAUCAAAUGUUUGUAAACAGUAUUGGAAUUAAUAUCCAGGCUGUAAACCCUGAUUCUCCAGCACUUUCUCAGAAUAUCAUUGCACUAGACUAUGGACUGGUUCAGUCAUUUUGCUUAGACUGAAUUUAGCUGUUGAUCAGUUUUUGUUUUCAUAAAUGUUUCACAGCUGUGUUAAUAAAGUUAAUUGUGAAUGA